AUGCACUUCUCUUCCAUCCUUUUCUUCAUCUCCAGCGCCGCGGCUCUCGGCAUCAACUGCCGCGGCUCCGGAGUCUGCUCCUUCAACGACGCCUCCUUGCAAGUCGUUCAUGACCAGAUCGGCAACUUGAUUGCCAGCGGCGGCGGCGACCGCCACUUCAACCAAGGACGCAAGUCUCCCCAUGACGAGUGCAAAACCCUCGCAGAUUUGACUAACACCAGACGAUAG
Molecule: messenger RNA, 228 nt
Organism: Metarhizium robertsii ARSEF 23
Lineage: Eukaryota; Fungi; Ascomycota; Sordariomycetes; Hypocreales; Clavicipitaceae
Product: Killer toxin, Kp4/SMK-like, core
Exons: 1
Coding region: 1-228 (75 amino acids)
Cellular component (GO): extracellular region
Source: RefSeq, a predicted model, not a curated record